Camellia sinensis is the source of this 2010-nucleotide messenger RNA. RefSeq names its product glycerol kinase-like. Gene Ontology annotation, molecular function: glycerol kinase activity. NCBI's taxonomy places the organism in Eukaryota, Viridiplantae, Streptophyta, Magnoliopsida, Ericales, Theaceae. The record is from RefSeq and is a predicted model, not a curated record. Gene Ontology annotation, cellular component: mitochondrion. Gene Ontology annotation, biological process: phosphorylation; glycerol metabolic process; triglyceride metabolic process.
CAAACCUGGCUACAUUCCCGAGAAAAAAAUUCGAACAAAAACUAUGAAGUCCAAAUUAUCCAUCACGUUAACAUCAAAAUCUUCAUAAUCUCUCUCUCUCUCUCUCUCUCUCUCUCUCUCUCUUCAUACUCUGUAUUUUGGGAUAUAACUGAAAGGAGAAGAAGCAAAUGGCGGAAAAUGAAGAAUUGUUCAUUGGUUCAAUCGAUCAAGGAACAACCAGCACCAGAUUCAUCAUCUACGACAAGCUUUCUCGCCCAAUUGGAUCUCACCAGGUGGAGUUCACUCAGUUCUACCCAGAAGCAGGAUGGGUAGAACACGAUCCGAUGGAGAUUCUAGAGAGCGUGAGGGUUUGUAUAGCGAAGGCUAUUGACAAAGCCACUGCUGAUGGGUUCAACGUGGACAGUGGGCUCAAGGCAAUUGGUGUCACCAAUCAGAGGGAGACCACCCUGGUUUGGAGCAAAUCUAGUGGAUGCCCUCUCUACAACGCCAUUGUUUGGAUGGAUGUCCGUACCAGUUCUAUUUGCAGGAAAUUAGAGAAAGAGUUAUCAGGUGGACGAACCCAUUUUGUUGAUACAUGUGGUUUACCCAUAAGCACAUAUUUUAGUGCAUUAAAGUUGUUAUGGUUGUUGGGCAAUGUUGAUGCUGUUAAACAAGCUGUGGCAAAAAAGGAUGCCCUGUUUGGAACUAUAGACUCCUGGUUGAUCUGGAAUUUGACUGGAGGUGUUAAUAAUGGUUUACAUGUCACUGAUGUUUCAAAUGCAUCACGAACUAUGCUCAUGGAUCUGAAAACACUUGAUUGGGAUAAAUCCACAUUGGAGACACUCAAAAUUCUGCUGCCUGCUGAAAUUCUACCCAAAAUUGUCAGUAAUUCUGAGAUUAUUGGAAAAAUAUCAACUGGAUGGCCAAUCCCAGGAAUCCCAAUUGCUGGAUGUCUUGGUGAUCAACACGCAGCAAUGCUGGGGCAAGCUUGUAGGAAAGGAGAGGCAAAAAGUACUUACGGAACUGGGGCUUUCAUACUUCUCAACACUGGUGAAGAGUUGAUUCAAUCUACUCAUGGUCUAUUAAGCACUUUAGCUUUUAAGCUUGGCCCAGAUGCUCCGACAAACUAUGCUAUUGAGGGCUCAAUUGCCAUUGCAGGAGCUGCUGUUCAGUGGCUCAGAGACGGUCUUGGGUUAAUUGGAACUGCUAGUGAGAUUGAGGACUUGGCUAUGCAGGUUGAAUCCACUGGUGGAGUUUAUUUUGUGCCGGCAUUUAAUGGAUUAUUUGCUCCAUGGUGGCGUGAUGAUGCUCGUGGAGUUUGUAUUGGAAUUACGAGGUUUACAAACAAGUUUCACAUUGCUCGAGCUGUGCUCGAGAGUAUGUGUUUCCAGGUGAAAGAUGUGUUGGAUUCGAUGCACAAGGAUGCAGGGGAGAAGGGUGAGGUCAAAAAUGAGAAGGGGGAAUUCUUGCUUAGAGUGGAUGGUGGUGCUACUGUUAACAACCUUUUGAUGCAAAUUCAGGCAGACUUGUUGGGUAGCCCAGUGGUAAGACCAGCUGACAUAGAGACAACGGCUCUCGGAGCAGCCUAUGCUGCUGGUUUAGCUAUUGGGGUUUGGACAGAAGACGAAAUUUUUUCUUCUGGGGAAAAGAAGGAAAAAGCUACCAUUUUCAGUCCAACAUUACAAGAAGAUCUGAGGCAGAAAAAGGUGGAGUCUUGGUGCAAGGCUGUUUCAAGAUCUUUUGACUUGGCUGAUCUAUCCUUGUGACUGACUCUUCUUCAUUAUGUUAUCUUACUAGCCUUUUCAUUUUAUCAUUUUCUCCUCCUAGUUUACUUUCUAUAAUGCUUAUGCAGGUGCGAAUGCUAGAAACCUUACUUUGAUUUUAGUGGUGAAGUUUAUAUCAUAAUAAAAUGUUGAUUUGGGAGUAUCUCCACCAUUACAUCAUCCAAUGGUUGUAAAAUAGUCCUGUAAACUUAUCUUUAUUUCAAAUUCAGAAAAAGUCAUUACAACUGAUGUGGCUUAAAAGUUCAAA